AUGUUUGUAUAUUUUUCUUUUGGUCAAACCGGUUCAGGAAAAACUUACACAGUGAAUGGACCAAAUUCAUCAUCAGUUGUAGAUUGUGGGGUCAACUAUAGAGCUCUAAACGAUCUCUUCAGUAUCUCUCAGAAAAGAAACAACUCAUAUGCAUAUGAAGCAUUCAACAUUAAUAUUCCUAGUAAUAGUAUUCUCAACUCCACCGCAGCCUCCUCCGGAAGAUUACUUGAAGAAGACCAUGACCAUGAUGAUGAUGGAACGUCUUCAUCCUCGUCGUUUCCUGCAUGGCUCCCUGCUGGAGACAGGAAAUUGCUGGCUAGCAAAAGCGGCGGUGGUGGCCAACCUGCGCCCAAUGCGGUGGUGGCACAGGAUGGAAGUGGUGGCUAUAAAACCAUAAGUGCAGCUCUUGCAGCAUAUCCCAAGAAUCACAAAGGGAGGUAUGUUAUAUACGUAAAGGCUGGAGUUUACGACGAGACUGUGACCAUAACAAAGGACCUGGUUAACGUGUACAUGUAUGGAGAUGGACCCAGAAAGAGCAUUGUCACCGGUAAGAAGUGCUUUACGGACGGUGUAUCCACCUUCCAGACGGCCCCAUUCAGUAAGUACUACCAAUAUCAUCAUGCACGCACGCACGCAUGUUCGCACGUGUUAUAUAUAAAUGUACAUAUUGAU
Molecule: messenger RNA, 672 nt
Organism: Erythranthe guttata (spotted monkey flower)
Lineage: Eukaryota; Viridiplantae; Streptophyta; Magnoliopsida; Lamiales; Phrymaceae
Source: RefSeq, a predicted model, not a curated record